This is a messenger RNA of Epithele typhae, 1011 nucleotides long. RefSeq lists its product as uncharacterized. Bases 1 to 1011 code for a protein of 336 amino acids. The record is from RefSeq and is a predicted model, not a curated record. The transcript is spliced from 2 exons. Lineage: Eukaryota; Fungi; Basidiomycota; Agaricomycetes; Polyporales; Epitheliaceae.
AUGGCCGCGGUCACGGCAGAGGACGCAGCGAAGAUUGUCAGCAAGGCCCGCAGGGAAUCAGUGGUCAUCGAAGAGGUCGAGCGCAAGCACCUCAGCGGUUUCGAUGCGUUCACCCCCAUAACCUCUUAUGUUGUGCGCACCGGCGACGGCACCUCCUACUUGCUGAAAGUCGCACCGACGUCGACCGUGGUAUCCACAAACUACUCCCCGAACUCCCUCGCGAGCGUGCACGAGCUCCUCAAACUCAUCCUCGACUCCAACACCGGCAUCCCCACACCCGAAAUCCUCGACUAUGACGCCUCCAGGUCCCUCGUUCCCUGCCCCUACCUGCUCCUCGCGCACCCCAAAGGCGUCCCGCUUGCCCUCGCGCGCGCCUCCGGCAAGCUGUCUCCACGCCAGCUCGUGAUGCUCGACCUCCUACUGGGCCAGUACCUCAAGCGAAUGCACGACACCAUCCAGAUGGACUGGUUCGGUCUCCCCUCGCAGUCGGCGGACGGCCUGUACAGCUGGCAGGAGGCGUUCACGCCGCUCGUCGAGGGCGCGCUCGACGACGCGGAGGCGGCGGGCAUCGCGCUGCCGUACGCGGACCUGCGCGUGUGCCUGUCGCGCGCGAUCGGCUUCUUCCUCUUCGACGACUGCGAGGUCCCGUCGCUCGUCACCUUCACCGGCGACGACGCGACGACGCUCGUCGACUUCGAUCCCGACAGGGGCGCGGACGCGGAGGUCGCGGUGACGUCGUUCGCGGCGGUCGGGCACGCGCUGUGGGGCGACCCGCUGCUGGAGGCGAUGUGGAUGGCGCCGAGCGAGGCGUUCGUGGAGGGCUACGGGAGCCCGCUGGUGCUGUUCGCGCGACAGAAGACGAAGCGGCUGUGGUACACGCUCUUCCUUGCGCUCGUUGUGCUCGAGCAGGCGCGGCAGGACCCAGGACAUGUGGACGAGAACAAGGUGAAGUGGGCGGACGAAGAGGUGGUGAAGGUGGCCGAAGCGUUGAAGACUGCGCCGUGCUACUAA